Molecule: messenger RNA, 8408 nt
Organism: Triplophysa dalaica
Lineage: Eukaryota; Metazoa; Chordata; Actinopteri; Cypriniformes; Nemacheilidae
Product: protein unc-79 homolog
Exons: 51
Coding region: 100-8076 (2658 amino acids)
Molecular function (GO): protein binding
Source: RefSeq, a predicted model, not a curated record
CUCGUUCACUCAGCUCAUUCCGUUUAUUGCGCUGCCGCACGACACACAGACGACACACAUCUCACACAUUCAAUCUAUGAAUCCUGGAGAAAAACCAACAUGUCAACGAAAGCAGAGCAAUUUGGCUCUAAGAUUCGAUACUUGCAAGAGUAUCACAACCGUGUGCUUCACAAUAUAUACCCAGUGCCAUCGGGAACAGACAUUGCAAAUACUCUGAAAUACUUUUCCCAAACCCUGCUCAGCGUCCUGUCCCGUACAGGCAGGAAGGAGAGCCAGGAAGCUUCCAAUUUGGCCGUGCCCAUGACCAUGUGUCUUUUUCCUGUGCCAUUCCCACUCACCCCAUCUCUAAGACCACAAGUCAGUUCCAUCAACCCUACAGUUACUCGAUCCCUCCUUUACAGCGUUCUGCGGGACGCCCCGGCCGACCGGGGUGCUGCCCCCCAGCAGAGUCGGGAGGUUCAGCUCUCAGAAUAUCCCUCAUUGGACUAUCAGGGCCUCUAUGCCACCCUCGUCACCUUGCUUGACCUGGUGCCCAUGCUGCAGCAUGGUCAACACGAUCUGGGACAGGCCAUAUUUUACACUACAACCUGCCUUCUGCCUUUCCUCAGUGAUGAUAUUCUCAGUACUUUGCCCUACACCAUGAUCUCUACUUUAGCCACCUUCCCUCCGUUCCUGCACAAAGAUAUCAUCGAGUACCUGAGCACAUCCUUCAUCCCCAUGGCCAUACUGGGUUCAACUCGAAGAGAGGGUGGCGUUCCAGCAUACAUCAAUCUGUCUGCAUCCUCCAUGCUGAUGAUCGCCAUGCAGUACACUUCAAAUCCAGUUUACCACUGUCAGCUUCUGGAGUGUCUGAUGAAAUACAAACAAGAAGUGUGGAAGGAUCUCCUGUAUGUCAUAUCUUAUGGGCCAUCACAAGUCAAACCUCCCACUGUUCAAAUGCUCUUUCAUUAUUGGCCCAACCUGAAGCCUCCAGGUGCCAUCAGUGAGUACAGAGGACUUCAGUACACGGCCUGGAACCCUAUUCACUGUCAACACAUUGAGUGCCAGAACUCCAUUAACAAACCUGCUGUAAAGAUGUGUAUCGAUCCAACGCUCUCGGUCGCUCUGGGUGACAAACCGCCUCCUCUAUACAUCUGUGAAGAAUGCAGUCAGAGGUUAGCUGGUGAUCAUGCCGAGUGGCUUGUCGAUGUGCUUUUACCACAAGCUGAAAUUUCUGCUAUAUGUCAGAAGAAGAAUUGCAGCUCUCAUGUCCGGCGGGCCGUCGUCACCUGCUUCUCAGCUGGCUGCUGUGGUCGCCAUGGCAACCGGCCUGUGCGCUAUUGCAAACGUUGCCAUGUCAACCACCACAGCAGUGAGGUGGGGGCAUCAGCAGAGACUCAUCUGUACCAGACGUCUCCCCCGCCCAUCAACACAAGAGAGUGUGGAGCAGAGGAGCUGGUGUGCACUGUGGAGGCUGUGAUCAGUCUGUUGAAAGAGGCUGAGAUCCACGCAGAACAGCGAGAGUUUGAGCUGAACAGACGUCGUCAGAUGGGCUUGUCUACAUCCCAUCAUUCCCUUGACAACCUGGAGUUUGACAACAAAGAGGAUGACCAGCACGACCAGAGAUUACUCAGUCAGUUUGGCAUCUGGUUUCUGGUGAGUCUGUGUACGCCCAGUGAGAACACGCCCACAGAGAGUCUGGCGCGGUUGGUCAGCAUGGUCUUCCAGUGGUUUCACUCCACGGCUUACAUGAUGGACGAUGAGGUGGGCAGUCUGGUGGAGAAACUCAAACCUCAGUUUGUCACCAAGUGGUUGAAGACGGUUUGUGACGUGCGCUUCGAUGUCAUGGUCAUGUGUCUGCUACCCAAACCGGUUGAGUUUGCCAGAGUGGGGGGUUACUGGGAUAAGUCCUGCACUACAGUAACACAACUGAAGGAAGGAUUGAACCGCAUUCUGUGUUUGAUUCCUUAUAACGUCAUCAGUCAGCCGCUGUGGGAGUGUUUCAUGCCCGAGUGGUUAGAGGCCAUCCGCACGGAGGUACCCGACCAUCAGCUGAAGGAGUUCAGAGAGGUUCUAAGUAAAAUGUUUGACAUAGAAUUGUGUCCGCUGCCCUUUUCCAUGGAGGAGAUGUUUGGAUUUAUCAGCUGCAGAUUCACUGGAUAUCCAGCGUCUGUACAAGAACAAGCUCUGCUCUGGCUUCACGUUCUGUCUCAGCUGGAUAUCGUGGUUCCUCUGCAGUUGCUCAUUAGCAUGUUUUCUGAUGGUGUUAACUCACUAAAGGAACUGGCCAAUCAGAGAAAGGCACGGGCUACAGACAGUUCUGGACAUGCAGGACCCAGGAGGGUGAGUGUUGUGUCAGACCCCGGCAGAAGAGGGCAGCACAAUAAUCUGAGUCCGUUUCCCAGUCCCUUCCGUAGUCCCUUCCGCAGUCCUCUACACUGCAGUCCAUUUAAGAAUCUGGGUCACGCGGCGGGGAACUGCGCUCUGGAUCUGGACUGUGACGAUGACGAGAUUAACCUGAGCUGUUUCAUUCUCAUGUUCGAUCUCAUCCUCAAACAGAUGGAGCUGCAGGAUGACGGAGUGUUGUUGGGUUUGGAGGGCAGCGUGGGUAGGGACACGGUGUCCAUUAUAAACAGUGUGUUACAGGCGCCGUGGGGGGGGUCUCACACCUGUCAGAAAGAGGAGAAACCCAUGGAGUGUAACCUGUGUCAGUCCAGCAUCCUGUGUUAUCAGCUGGCAUGUGAUCUGCUGCAGAGAUUGACACCACGUCAACAGAUACGAUUGGUGGAACCGUCCGAGUGUCUGGAAGAGAGUUUGGUUUUUCCUCAAGCGGAGUUCACUCUGAGAUCAGACAAUGGAGGAUCUGAAGAAGACACAGAAAACCCUAACAGUCCUGAUCCUUCACCUGAAAUCCCACCAUUGAGAAACAGUCUGGACAGAAAGUUCUCCUACCUUCAGCUACCAGCUUCUCUUAAACUGCUCUACACCAUACUGGAGGAGAUGACUAAGUUUGAGGAGCCAGACAUUCUGUUCAACAUGUUGAGCUGUCUGAAGAUUCUGUGUUUACAUGGUGAAUGUCUGAUUCGCGCCAGAAAAGAUCACCCCACAUUUCUGUCUUACAUACAGGAGAAAAUGCUCAUUCCCAGUUUGUGGUGUAUGUUAAAGUCAGAGGUUUGUCAGCUGGCGUCUCUGGCCGUCCCUCAGCUCCUGCACGCUCUCUCUCUCUCUCAUGGUGCUGAUAUCUUCUGGAGGUUGGUGGACAGCAGCUUCAACAGCAAAGACUGGAAGAUUCGCUUUCAAGCAGUGGAGCGAGUGGCGGUCCUGUGCCGGUUUCUGGACAUCGGUUCAGUUACGAAGAGUCAUGUGUUGAAAUAUUCUCUGGCCCACGCCUUCUGCUGUUUUCUGGCCAGUAUCGAGGACGUGAACCCCGCUGUGGCAACCAGAGCUCGACUUCUAUUGGACACCAUCAAACGUCCGUCACUGCAGGGUCUGUGUCUGUGUCUGGAUUUUCAGUUUGAUACGGUGGUCAGAGACCGGCCCAUCAUCCUCAGCAAACUGCUGCUGCUUCAUUCUCUCAAACAUGAGAUUCCUGCUCUCAGCUGGGAGUUCUUCGUCAAUCGAUUCGAGACGCUCUCGCUGGAGGCUCAACUCCAUCUCGACUGCAAUAAAGACUUUCCUUUCCCUACAACCAUCACUGCUGUGAGGACAAAUGUGGGUAACCUCAGUGAUGCGGCUCUGUGGAAGAUCAGACGCGCUCGCUUUGCUCGUAAUCGUCAGAAGAGCGUCCGAUCUUUACGGGACAGCGUCAAGGGUCCUUCUGAGUCCAAGAGGACGCUGUCUCUCCCUGAAACGCUCUGUAAUAAACUGUCUCUCAGACUUACAAGACAAGAGCAGUCAGCACCCACCCUGGGAAAUAUGCUUGAGAAAGUCCUUACAGAUGAGAGCACUUCUCCAGAGGACGACUCCAUCAUUAAAGAUCUGAUGGCAGAAGAUGCAGGUAUAGACCAUCAGACCGUCCAUCAGCUCAUCAUGGUGUUGAUGAAGUUCAUGGCGAAAGACAGAAGCAGCGCAGAGGCGGACAUCGGCAGCGCCAAAGCCUUCAACACGGUCAAGAGGCAUCUGUACGUGCUGCUGGGAUACGAUCAGCAGAUGGGAUGUUUCAUGAUCACCCCUCAGAAAAUGCGCUCCUCCACCUGCUUCAACGCUUUCAUUGCAGGAAUCUCUCAGGUGAUGGAUUAUAACAUUGGUUUGGGUAAGCAGCUGUUGCCGCUGGUGGUGCAGGUGUUGAAGUAUUGCACGUGUCCUCAGCUCCGGCCAAACUUCCAGGAGCCUCCGCGCUGCUCACUGUGGGCUCUUAAACCUCACAUCAGACAGAUGUGGCUCAAAGCUUUACUCGUCAUCCUUUAUAAGUAUCCGUACAGAGAUAUGGACAUGAGUAAAGAGGUGGUGCUUCAUCUGAUCCACAUCACCAUCAACACACUGAACGCUCAGUAUCACAGCUGCAGGUCACAUGUGUCCGCCGGGCCACUCUACAGCGAUAACUCAAACAUCAGCCGCUAUAGUGAGAAAGAGAAAGAAGAAGACAGCGUGUUUGAUGAAUCUGACGUCCACGACACUCCAACGGGGGCAGGCAGUAAGGAAUCGCAGACCUUCUUCGCUCGACUCAAAAGAAUCGGGGGCAGCAAGUCGGUGAAGUAUCAGCCCGUGGAGCUGAACGCUCAGAGGAGUGACAUCGAGCUGGCCGAAUACAAGGAGGGCGGCGCGCUGCAGGACGCUCUGCUCUAUCCCGCCAGAGACGACUGCCUCAGCAGCAGCAAGAAAAAGAGACUGCAGGCCAUGCACAAGCAGAAGUCUCUGGACAUCAGCAACACAGACUCCAUUCUCUUCAAUCUGGACGAGCACCGUCGAAAGUCCUGCAUCGACCGCUGUGACCUACAGGGACCUGCGGCGGUACACCCAUCAUCUUCUUCGUCUGUCUCCAGACACCAACACAGAGCUCAGCGGCACACAAAAGACUCUUCUAAUGGACACUCCGCCGUAGAUCAAAGAGGCUCCGCCGCACCCAACGACAACGUCAGGCCCAUCAUCCCCGAGGUGCGUCUCAGCUGUAUGGAGACGUUUGACGAUAAAUCCGAUGGGCCGGACUCACCGCUGACCGCGCCGGCCGGACCUCCGUGUGACAAAGAGGAUCCGGACCUCAUAGAUCUGUCCUCGGACUGCACGUCUAUACCUGAAAAACACUCCAUUAUCUCUCUCUCUGAUAGCGACUCGCUAGUGUUUGAGCCUCUGCCUCCUCUGCGCAUUGUUGAGAGCAACGAGGACUUGUUUGAGGCGCUCAAACUCCCCGGCGGUGUCCUGAGCAAACCCCAAGAACCCUUUAUCAGCACGGUACACCUGUCUCCAGUAGUUCAGGUCAGCGUCGAGGAACGCUCCGACCGAGAUAACCGGAGCUGUGCACCAGUCCUGGAGAACCUUGGACAUCCUGCGACAGCAUCUCUGGAGCUUCCCAACUCCACGCCUCAUCCAGAAAACACCAUGACCCUAAAACAAAAGCGAGAUCUUUUCAGAAAGACCUCGCAUGUUCCCAACGCGUCUUUAGAUGAGUCUUAUGUGCAGCCUGACAGUAGACUCGUCUUUACCCUGGAGUCUCUGGAUCCUUUAAAGGCGGAAGAAGCCACAGGAGCUUCCCGAGAGGAGGACAAUGAUGAGAUGGAUGAGAGAGACAGUGAACCCAAACCCGACGAUGAGAGCGAUGAGACUGAAUUUAAGAUCCAGAUUGUGCCGCGUCAGCGCAAAGAAAGGAAGAUCGCUGUCAGUGCCAUCCAGAGAGAAUAUCUGGACAUCACUUUCAACACACUGGACAAAAUGACAGAGUCAGUGACAGAACCACCUCAGUCAUCAGAUCAGAAAUCUCUGUCCGAUCUGGAGAAGACCAGAGAAUCAGCAUCUGCUCCAGCGCUGGAAGCCACCGUCCCUGAGACCAGUCAUCGCUCUUCAGUGUCCACUCAGUAUCGUCCGGUGAAGCGGGGAUCUCUUGGUGCGGUCCCCAUGUGUCAGUUAAUGAAGAGGCAGUUAGAACAUCAGUCCAGCGCUCCACAGAACAUCAGCACAUGGGACACGGGUCUUACAAAAACCAGUCUGCUCUCAGCUCCCAGCACCGCCAGCAUGUUCGUUCCUUCACCUGAAGACUUCAGUGAUGAGCAGCCCGCCACUAUGAGCGACAGGUGUCGGGAUUGUGGGGCAGUUCUUGAGGAGUACGAUGAGGAGACUUUAGCUCUUGCCGUGGUUGUUCUCUCCAUGUUUAUUCAUCUGAGUCCUGACCUGGCCGCUCCGCUCCUGUUGGAGAUCAUGCAGUCUGUGGGCAGGUUGGCCUCUAGCUCCAAUUUCACCGGCCAGGCUGAAAGUAUGUUGAUACCUGGUAAUGUCGCUGGCGUGGCCAAGCAGUUCCUGCGCUGUGUUCUUCAUCAGCUCGCUCCCAACGGCAUUCUGCCACAACUCUUCCAGAGCAACAUUAAAGAUGGAAGUUUCCUGCGCACGCUGGCCACGUCUCUAAUCGAUUUCAAUGAGCUGAGCUCUAUAGCAGCACUAAAUCAACUCCUGGAGGGCUUAAACACUAAGAAGACUCUACCAGCAGGGGGCACAAUCCUACACUGUCUGGACAACAUCGCCACCUUCAUGGAAACUCUUCCCAUGGAUUCUCCCAGUAACCUCUGGACAACCAUCUCCAAUCAGUUCCAGACUUUUAUCACUAAACUACCUGCUGUUCUGCCACUCAAGUGCCCCUUGGACUCCAGUCUGAGAAUAAUCAUUUGUUUGCUGAAGAUUCCUGUGACGAAUGCGACCAGAAGUCUUCUGGAGCCCUUCUCUAAACUCCUGAGUUUUGUCAUCCAGUAUGGGGUUUUCAGUCUCUCGUAUAUUGUAGAGCUCUGUGGUCUAUGCUACAAAACCUUUAGCAAGGAGAGAGACAAGUACUACAUGACUCGUGUUGUUGUUCUGGAGUUACUUCAAGCUUUGAAAUUCAAGUCAUCCAUUCCUGACACAAACCUGCUGCUGUUGGUUCAGUUUGUGUGUACAGACAUCAGUACGAGGUUGGCUGAAUCCACCAUUCUCCAGAAGCACAUGAUCGCUGCACUGCCGGGGUGCACCACCGCUGCUAUGGAGUGUUUACGACAAUAUCUCAGUGAACUCUUAGACUUCAUUGCAGACAUGCACACGCUCACCAAACUAAAGAGCCACAUGAAAGCAUGCUGUCAGCCGCUGCACGAAGACACGUUCGGAGGGAAUCUGAAGGUCGGUCUGAGUCAGAUCGCAGCCAUGGAGGUCAGCAAAGGCAACCAUAGAGACAACAAAGCAGUUAUUCGCUUUCUGCCGUGGCUUUAUCAUCCUCCUUCUGCUAUGCAGCAGGGACCUAAAGAGUUCAUUGAGUGUGUGUCGCACAUUCGGCAGCUCUCUUGGCUUCUGCUGGGCUCUCUUACCCACAGUGCUUUGCAUCAGGGCUCCACCUCCUGUAUGCCCAUUCCAAUGGACGCCGGAUGUCACAUUGCUGAUCAUCUCAUUGUCAUCCUCAUUGGAUUCCCAGAACAAUCCAAGACGUCAGUUCUGCACAUGUGCUCGCUCUUUCAUGCCUUCAUGUUUGCUCAGCUGUGGACCAUCUACUGUGAGCAGGCCUCAACCGUUCCCACCAAUCAGAACCAGAACGAGUUUUCUUCUAGUGCCAUCCUCACAGGUCUGGAGUUCUGGAGCCGUGUGACCCCCAGUAUCCUUCAGCUGAUGGCGCACAACAGAGUGAUGGUUGAAAUGGUGUGUUUGCAUGUCAUCAGUUUAAUGGAAGCUUUGCAAGAGUGUAACUCAACCAUUUUUGUAAAACUAAUUCCUAUGUGGCUGCCAAUGAUUCAGUCCAAUCUGAAUCAUCUGUCGGCGGGUCUUCAGCUGCGUCUACAAGCGAUUCAAAACCGAGUAAAUCAUCAGUGUCUACAGAGUCCCGGCUCUUCAUCGUUCUCUCUCACUCUGCGCAAGUGGCUUCAGUGCACUCAAUUUAAAAUGGCUCAAGUAGAAAUCCAGUCAUCUGAAGCAGCUUCUCAGUUCUACCCAAUGUGAACUUUACUAUCUGCUGGAGAUCUGCUGUAUCAUCACUCGUGUAUUGUUCUUAUAAAGCUGACAUAUAUAUGGAAAUAAUAUUUUGGUUAUUGAUCAUGAAUGAAUGAGCGUGAUGAAGCAGACUGAAGUGUGCUGGAUGUGCAUAUCAAACACAAUUCAACAAAUAUACUAUAGACAUUUUUUAGCUUUGUUAAAUAUUUGUGAUUUUUAAACAUAUUUGUUCCGUCUACUUGUAUUGCUUGUUGCAAUGUUUGAAACUGGUUUCAACUGACAUCAGCUGUAUAUCCUAACCAUACACAAUGUAUUUCAAAUAAACUGCUUCCUUUCUAUCA